AUGAGCAAACGACAAUUCAAAUCUCAGGCCAGCAGCGGGCGAGCAGGUGGUACAUUUGGAGGCUUCGGGACAGCAGGCUUCGGGUCGGGACAGUCUUCAGCACUGUCAUAUGUCCAGGAGCCCCCCGACUACUCAACGAUCGAUGACCCGAAUGUGGUUGUUGCUUUCAAGAACCUCUCGAAGCGAGAUGGGACAACGAAGGCGAAGGCUCUGGAAGACCUACAAUCCUCCGUUAGUCCUGCGGAUGCCUUGAUACCAGACACUUCCCUGGAUUUAUGGGCCAAACUCUUUCCGCGCUUGUCGAUCGACAAUACUCGGCGUGUACGGCAACUCUCUCACUCUCUGAACGGAUUGAUAUGUUCAAAGGCCGGCAAGCGUACUGUCAAGCACAUGCCACGAAUAGCGGGUCCAUGGCUCGCUGGCACGUUCGAUAACGAUCGGACAGUGGCGAGAGCCGCGAGUGAAGCCUUGACGUUGGUCUUCCCGACAACGGAGAAGGUGCAAGGCGUAUGGAAAGCUUUCCAAAGAUCGAUCCUUGAGUAUUGUCGUGAUGCGACGCUGAAGGAAACAGUUGGCACGCUUAGCGAUGAGCGUACGGUGGGCGCCGACGAUGCAAAUGCUACCUACGCAAGGGUUGUUGCGACUAGCCUGUCGGUCAUAGGAAGCCUGAUGGCUGAGCUGCAAUUAGAAGAGCGCCAGAAGGAACAUGAUGUGUACGAGGAGAUCUUUGGCAACACGCAGAUAUGGGCGUUCGCAAGCCAUUCAGACCCUGCUGUCAGACGUGCCGUGUACAGAGUGGUCCGGGUCGUUAUCCAGCAGGAGCCACAUUUCGUUCGCAACAGCUUGGAAUCCAUCAGUACAGCUUUUCUGUACAAGGCACUCCACACAGACCAUUCCGGAUCAGCUGUCGACUAUCUGCACACGUUGAAUGUUAUGACUGCUGCAUUCCCUAAGAUCUGGGCCGAAGCAUACACCGGGAAGAAGCCGGCCAUGUCGCGAUUGCGCUACUUUCUGAAACAGGGCGCUCAAUCUUCGCCUGCUGAGUACUGGAGAGCACUAAACGCGCUAUUUGGUGCCAUACCACGUGAAGUCUUUCCGAGCUCGACGGAAGACUCGAAAGACCUACUGGAAGCAGCUCGCAGCGGUAUCGUACGCCGAGAGGAACGAUUCAAUGCGUCCGAGGCGUGGCCCACCUACUUCACGCUGGUCGGUAUUAUCGCAUCAAAGGGACCACCCAAUAGCACUGAGGACUUGCUCCGCGAGCACCUUCUGCCAGUCAUCAAGCAGUUCCUUUUCCCAUCCUCAGAGACAGCAGGGUACAGCAUCGCAGGACCCAAGCCUGCUUCAAUCGUUGCCAAAGCUGCGGAUGUCAAGGAACUGUCUUCAGUCCUUCAACAAGAGUGGCCACGAUUGGGCGAUGAGCUGAUCGAGCUUGCCGGGCUCUCGCAACCAGAGCAGUCUAAGGAGUUCGAAAAGUCGCAGACGCAAGUGGCUACAUCAGGCGAGCGUUGGGCUGACCUGCAGCGAGAGCUGUGGGCUUACCCGAACGAGCUGCCUAAGCAUAUGGAAACAACCUUCGUUACUACCAGCAUAAAGGUUCUGGACGAGAGCAUAGGCUUGAUGCGAUCUCGCAACGGAAAGCCUUAUGGAUCAGCGGCGAUUGUCGAGCAACUACUUCGCCAGUGUGCGGCUCAUUUACUUUCUGACGAGGCGUUUAGGAAGUCCUAUUUCGAGUUCGCUGAGGACGACUUGCCAGGAUUCAUCUUCGGACCAUCUCAAAGACACUUGAUCCAGGCAUUGUACGCUGCUUCGUCCGAUUCGCAGUUCCCGCCCAUUUUUGAGAAGCUCCUCAACAGCUUAAUCCAGAGCAGCGAGCCGAUGGAGACGAGAAUUGGUGCUUUGCGCUCGAUCUUUGUUCUAUCUGCGCCGACCGAAGUAAUCCCCGCUGCUAAGGACAUGAGCCAAUUCCAGGACUUUGUCAAGAACAACCAGGAGCUCGCACAGUCUGAUGCCGGCACCGCGCUCUUAGCAGAUCUGAUGCAAGUCAAAGCGCUACAGUCCGAGACCAUGGACUCUGUACUCUCAACAUUGGUGUCGUCGCUGAGCAUCGCUGACAAGAGUGAAACCAGCUUGUCAACGCUGGAUAAGCUUUCCAAGGCCGAUGAGAAUGCUAUCAAAGGCCUCAUCUCGCGCUCGGGCGAGACCGGAGACAACUUGCUACCGAGUCUUUUACGACUCGAACAGUCGCCGGAUGACACCAUUGCCGAACGAGCAACAAGUCUGGCCUCCCGGCUCUCUUCAGCCAUGGUGGAUUCCGCUCCUCAGGCGAAGUUCGGCAUUAUCAUACAGAACCUCGAGCGAGUGUCAGACGCAUCUUUGACCAUCGAUGCUGUUCUUGAUCUGACACGCCGCAUGCUCGGCCCUCAAGGCAAUAUCGAGAAUGUGGCAGACCUGCUUCCAAAUCUUGACACCUGGAAGGCAGCUUUGUGUGAUAUCAUACAGCCACCGAGACCUUCACUGGCCAUCUUGAGUCCGCUUGGAGGCGCAGUACAUCUGGUCCAGCCUGAAGCUGGCGUCAGCUCGACGCGGCCGGCUUACGAUUCCGAUGGCUUCUCUCAAGCUUUGAGAAUCGCAAUGUUCAUCAGCAUGCUCUCCCAGGAGUUUCAUCUCGUGGACAAGCUGGGCAGUCAUAAACAGGACGUGCUGGCAUGUAUGCACUUGACCGUACAGGUGGCCGAGGACAAUCUGAGCAUCGCUGGAGCAAAUGGCUUGAUAAAGUACUCUGGCUCAUCAGACUCGGAACUUACAUUGCUCGACUUUGUUGGAAGCUGCAAUCAGAUGUUCGAAAAAUACUUCAAGUCUCUAACUGCUCCGGUCGAAAGCGCAGAAGGGCAGGAAAGCUCUUCGUUCCUCGCAGCUUUCGACGCCAUAGCUAAGGAUCAUAGCGACCAGUCUCCGUUGGCCUACUACACCGCUCUGUCUUCCGCAAAGGUCCGAGAGAACCUCUUCGAAGUGCACGGCUCCUCGAGCAAGAGCUCAGUUGAAGCGGAACAGCACUUGAGAAGUCAACGGUCUUCCAAACGGACAUUGCCUCUGCUCUCUGGUAUUGUGGGCCUUCAGCUUCCUCUGUCCGGCACCCAGACAUUGACCAGGUUCUGCAAUGAGCUUGUUGCCGAUCUGAUGGACUUGGAUGCUGCAAGCAACGAGCAAGCCGGCCUAGAGAAGCUCGUGACUUUGAAUACCAUCCUCCGGACCCAGGAAGAUGCGGUCUCCAGCAUAGCGAAGCAGCGACUGAUCUUCCUCGUCAAGAAGCUCAUUCCAUGGCUCGAACUGGACAUCACCACACGUUCCAAAGCCGAAGUUUGCAGAGCGCUGGUCGAGUUGCUUCCGGGCAUGGCUGACAUGUACGGUGAGCAUUGGGAGCAAUCACUGGAGUUCGUGUGCAACUACUGGAGCUCGGUCACGGAUGAAGCAACCACGGGUGAGGUUCAAGAGCACAGCAUCCUCUUGCAGCAUUCGUCCCUCAAGCUCCUAGCAACACUCAACAAACUUGCGAAGUCAGACGAGCCGAAUGACGACCUCGCAGACGCUUUGAAGGACAGGCGUGAGAACAUCCGCGAUGGCCUGAUCAACGUUCUCAGGUCUGCCGGCGAUGCCAACGACGAGAUGCACCAGCCGCUCAUGGUCACGAACGAGCUCCUUGCCCGCCAGCUCGCGGCGUUGCCUUCAACUCCCUUUGAAGACCUUGGCGACCUGUUCCCGCUGAUGUAUGCUCCGUCACGGGCCAUUCAGCACGGUGCUUUCGACCUUCUCCAUCCGCAGAUACCGGCCGCUCAAGAGCAGAUCUCGUUUGAUGCUGCGCUGAACAACAAAACCGCACACCUGCCGGAUGAGCUUCUGUCUUUGAUCCUCGAGGCGCCAACCCUAGAUUCGCUGGUUGACGCCUCCUUUGACCGAACCAUGCCGCUGCCACUGCAAGGCUACCUGUUCAGCUGGCGAUUGCUCUUUGACCACUUCAACGGCUCCAGCUACAGAGUCAAGACCGACUAUAUUGAGCAGCUGAAAGACGGGACUUACCUGCCGGAUCUACUGAGCUUCACGUUCGACUUCUUAGGCCACAGCCGCGGCAAGCCGGUGGAUGCAUCGAAGUUCGACGUCCAGCACUACGUUGCUGACACAGAACCGAGUCCGGAGAAGGACGUACAAUGGCUGCUCUCCCACCUCUUCUACCUCGCACUCAUGCACAUGCCGACGCUUGUCAAGAGCUACUACCUCGACAUCCGCUCAAGACAGACUUCUCUCGCAGUCGAAAGCUGGACAGCCAAACACAUCAGCCCUCUCAUCAUCACCGCCUCGCUCGAGGAGGUCGCGGAGUGGUCCGAGAAGAGCGUGAAGGAGGAACCAGAGUACGAGAACAUGACUGUGAAGGUUGGAAUGCGCAGCAAGGAGAUCAAUGCUAGCUAUCUGGUUGAUGAGCAGACCAUGGCGAUGAAGGUCAUUCUGCCGGAUGCUUAUCCUCUUGCAUCCGCGCAGGUGCGAGGCGUGAACAGGGUUGCCGUGAAGGAGGAGAAAUGGCAGAGCUGGUUGCGGAACUGUUCAGGAGUGAUCACGUUCUCUAACGGCAGCAUCGCCGACGGCCUCUCCGCCUGGCGCAAGAACGUCACCGGCACGCUGAAGGGCCAGACUGAGUGCGCAAUCUGUUACUCUAUCAUCAGCGCCGACAAGCAGCUCCCGACAAAGCGCUGCCAGACGUGCAAGAAUAUGUUCCAUUCGAGCUGUCUGUUCAAGUGGUUCAAGACGAGCAAUGCGAGCACUUGUCCGUUGUGCAGGACUGCGUUCAACUAUGGCUGA
Messenger RNA from Saxophila tyrrhenica, 4851 nucleotides. RefSeq lists its product as uncharacterized. Gene Ontology annotation, molecular function: zinc ion binding; ribosomal large subunit binding; ubiquitin protein ligase activity. The coding region runs from base 1 to 4851 and encodes 1616 amino acids. Gene Ontology annotation, cellular component: RQC complex; cytosol. The transcript is spliced from 3 exons. NCBI's taxonomy places the organism in Eukaryota, Fungi, Ascomycota, Dothideomycetes, Mycosphaerellales, Extremaceae. Gene Ontology annotation, biological process: rescue of stalled cytosolic ribosome; ribosome-associated ubiquitin-dependent protein catabolic process. The record is from RefSeq and is a predicted model, not a curated record.